Molecule: messenger RNA, 1855 nt
Organism: Impatiens glandulifera
Lineage: Eukaryota; Viridiplantae; Streptophyta; Magnoliopsida; Ericales; Balsaminaceae
Product: probable hexosyltransferase MUCI70
Exons: 6
Coding region: 293-1705 (470 amino acids)
Source: RefSeq, a predicted model, not a curated record
AUUGGGGUCGCUAAGGAAGAAGAAGAAGAAGAAAAGGGCUUUCUUCCCUGGUUCGAUCGUCCAUUGAAGGGGAGCCAGAUUUUGAGGUCUGAAAAUCGUCCAUAGAUCUCCGAAAAGAAACCCAGAUUUUUUCAUAACCCUAAAGAUUUAUAGGUUCCCUGAUGAGUUCUCCCCAUUGCGGCAACUCUAGCUGAAGCAGACAGAUAUCAGCAGCGGGAGUAGUUGAGUAUUCAAUAGAAGGAAGAACGCCUCCAGUUUGAUUAACAAUCCAUAUUUAACUCACCAUUGCUCAAUGUUCAACAAUAACAUAUCAAUUCCAGUCUCGGACGACGAUUCCGACGAUGCUCCUAGUAGAACGCAGGUCCGAGUUCGUCGCAAACGCAGAAAAUCGUCUUUCCGAGGCAAGGACGAGUUCCUUCGACGAUUUGUCAGGAACCUUCUAAGAUGGUGGCCAGCAUUGCUUUUUCUUCCAGCAGCAGGUUUACUAUUAUUCGAGGCUUCGAGAAUUGGACGCAGACCGAAUUCACUAGCUGGCCACUCAGAACAGGUUCCUCAGCAGAAACAAAAAUCUAUCAUCGACAAGAAACCUGGAGGGAACAACCUGAAUCGAGAUGAUCGAAUCACUCGAUCGAUUAAUGGAGUCAAAACACCUUGCUUGGAUCUCCUUCCUGAAAGAGAACUCCAGCUUCUGGAUAUUCCACCCGAAAGAGAAUCCUCUGAUACUAUCAAGGAGAUAAUGUAUCUAUCUGAUAUAAACAUGGCUUAUGUAGAACAGAACAAUGCAUCAAGAUUCAACCUGUUUACGGGUUCUCAAACACUCGACCAAAGAGAGAAAAGCUUUAAGGCGAAUGAAACAGUGAUGUUAAAUUGUGGGUUUUAUAGUGAUAAGGGAGGAUUCAAAAUUUCUGAAGAGGAUAAAUAUUUCCUGCAAAAUUGUGAAGUUGCGGUAUCAACUUGUGCAUUUGGUGGUGGUGAUAAUUUGUACCAACCAAUUGGAAUGACAGAAGCAUCACUUAAGAAGGUUUGUUAUGUUGCCUUUUGGGAUGAAAUAACAUUAGCUGCACAGGAGUUAGAGGGGCGUAAAAUUGCGGAGAAUCGAUUUAUUGGAAAAUGGAGAAUUGUUGUUGUUAUGGAUCUUCCUUUUAGCGACCAACGGCUGAAUGGUAAAAUUCCCAAGAUGUUGAGCCAUCGGCUGUUUCCUCGGGCAAGAUAUUCGAUUUGGGUAGACUCAAAAUCCCAGUUUAGAAGGGACCCUUUGGGAGUAUUGGAAACAGUUCUAUGGCGUAAGAACUCUGUUCUCGCCAUUUCUGAGCACGGGGCUCGUAGUAGUGUGUAUGAUGAAGCGAAGGCUGUUGUGAAGAAGAACAAAGCCAAACCGGAAGAAGUUGAGGUACAGUUAAAUCAGUAUCGAAUCGAUGGAUUCCCAGAGGAUAAAAGGUUUAACGGAAAGAAAGCUCUUGCUGAAGCUUCUGUGAUAGUUAGGGAACAUACGGCGAUAACAAACAUGUUAAUGUGCGUGUGGUUUAAUGAAGUUGUUCGAUUCACAUCGCGGGAUCAGUUAAGUUUUCCUUAUGUUUUAUGGCGGUUGAAUGUUUUGAAAGGGAUAAAUAUGUUUCCGGUUUGCACUAGGAAAGAUCUUGUUAAUAGUAUGGGACAUUUACGUAAAGCUCGGCCUAGAAAAGAACUCGUUGAUAGAACUGAUUAAUAUCAUUUGAUUGUGUUAUUGUGAUUAGAACCCUAUUUUUUGUAUUGUAUUAGCCAAAAAAACAUAAAUCUGAAACUGGGAACUUGAUAGUCCCCUGUAUAAUGAGUAAAUUGAGAUAAUGGGUAUUUUGUUCCAUCAGCUUUUAAUAAA